AUGGAUGUAAAACUUAGACACUUAAUUCUCGUUUAUUUGGGCUGUAUAAACCUCGUUAAGUCAAAUCCACUAACAACACUGUACCUGGAUGUAGACGUAAGGGUGAUACCGAGUGUGGCAGCACUAGGAGGGUCAGAAGAAGACGGCUACGCCUUCGAGGGCCCGGAAUCGAUGGAAGUUCACUCGACAGGAAUGUUCGGAAUCCCGAUACCGAAUGAACCCGUGGACGAAGAAGCGCUCUUCUUCACAUACAACCACGACAAGCUGCACCUGCAAAUGUACAAGGUGGACAACUGCACAUAUUAUAGGCUCACUCCAAGAGUAGAGGGUUCGGUCAGAAGGAUAUUCAGAGGAAUGUACAAGGUGUGGGAAAGUAAGGGAGUUGAGGAGUUCAUGUACAUGGUCUUCACUAAGCCAGUGAAGGGAGAAAUGAUUAUCCACAUGUUCGCGAAACAAGAAAAUAGCUUCAGAAGGUACCUGUACAACACGUAUACGAAGAUAUUCUACCACGUGCAUAGCAGUAAGACGAUUUAUAAAACGGUUAAGUCAGAUGCGUUUCCAGAGUACAGAGCUGAUGCGACAGUAAUAACGCACACCAAUCUGAUCCCAAGAGGGCCCUCGCACCCGUGGCCAGAAAGGCAAAAGUUGUUUAUUGAAAUACCAGAGCCACUGAAAGAGAGAGCAAGAAGAAGAGAAAAGGAACUUCAGGAAAAAGUACUGAUGACGUCCACUUCGAAACCAGAAGAGUCACAAGCUGGGAUUCAAGACGCAAAAGAACAAGAGUCACAAGGUGGAAGUCAAGAGGCAAAAGAACAAGACUCACAAGCAGGGAGUCAAGAGGCAACGGAAAAAAACCCGGAAGAACAGCCAAGCUCAUACUAUAAACCCGGAAAUCCGGUAUUUACGUAUAAUUCAUUUGAGGAAAUGCUCAAGAAAAACCCGUUUCCAACUGUUUACAUUACAAAAGACGGAACUCAGCAUUACGAUAAUAAAAACCUUGGUUCGGAGGAAGUAGAGGUAAUACGAUUCAUGCACGACCCAGUUUUGGUGGAGCUGGUAGCAGAAGAAAAGAUGAGGGCGAAGUACGAACAACUCAUGAAAAAAAAAGAAAUGCUCAAAAGGGACACUAGAAAAGGAAUACCCAGGAAGUUGGUAACAAAUAACAAUACGCCAGAAGAAGGUAACGAUGAAGAUACUUCAAGAGAAGGGAGACUUUUUACAGACGAUGAACGAGUAGAGCAGAGUCAAAGCGAUGACGAUAAACCAGACGAGGGACAAGGACAAGGAGGGGCCUCAGCAGGGGGUAGCGGAAGAAGCCAAGCAAGUGGCCACACCAGAGGACACAGCAGUGGACACAGCAGUGGACACAGCAGCGGAACAGGGAGUAGGCAUUCAGAAAGGUCAGGAGAGUCGAGUCGCGAUAAGGACAAGCACCUCAGAGAGGACGAAGGAAGCCACGGAAAGCAUCACCAAAGGGGAGCAAUGAUCACACAGACAUCACUAGAAGUGUUGAACAGGCCGAGAAUAAUAGGACCAGGAGGCAAGGAAAACCCCGAAUAUCACCGAACAAACUACGGAAAUAGACGAUUUGCGGCAAUGUAUCAGCCAGAAUCGGAAUACCCGAAUUACUUAGAAGACCAGCAUCUUUUGAGAAACUACCCGCAAAGCCAAAACUUGGAGGACUGCGCAGAGGAUGUGGACUGCCACUUGGAUGCCUCAGACAAUGAUCAUAGAAGAAGUUCAUCCAGAAGGAAGCGCUCGACCAAAGAAGACCGGAGAGUGCCCGAUCAAGCGAAGGAAGCGACGGAGAGGGCGACCGAAAACACUGAACCUCCAGCAGUGGAGCCGCAAAGGGAAGCAGGACAGUUUGAAGGCAGAACGCAAGACACUGACUACCUGGCUGAGCCCGAGCUUUCAAUCAUAAAUGAAAUUGAGAAGUUCAUAAGGCCCGAAUGGGACCAGCGGGAAUCGAACAAUGGAUACCAGCGAGUGCGCGGGGCAGAAAUCCCAGCCUCGUAUAGCGUCGCGCAGCAGUCGGCGGGAUGCGUAAAGGGGUACGGAGUGAUUCCGGAGUCGCAUCAGUUCUACCACCUGCAGCAGUCAUACCAAUCGCGCAAGAUCUAUCACUCGGAGGAGCCGCAGCAGCGGUACGUGGCGCAACAGUCUUACCAGACUCAGCAGUCGGAUCAGUCGGUGCCCGAGGACCAGGAGGCCAGGGGAAGCCACGUCCUGUGCAUACGAGGCCCGAAGAGCACGCAGCCGCUGGUGUUCCCCCCGAACGAUCCCAUAUUCGAGCAGGGAGAGUCCCAGAGGGGCUCCGAGUUUGAACCGCACCUGGAGCCGUCCAACCACAGCUCGCCGCCCAAAAGGCUGCUCCUGUCCCAGAAUGAGGAGCAGCAACUGGGAGGCUACCACGUAGGCGCAGUUCCAACGAGCUCAAGCGAAAACGACGGUGCUCCUGAGCCUGCUCUCGGAGCAGUGGCAGCGCCGAUGGGUGUCGAGAGUUACGGUAUGUCGGUGACGAAUGAGACGCAGUCCAUCUACCAAAUGCAACGCUACAGUCCGGUGAGCUUAGGCGAGGGUGCCGCGGCGAAUCAGGACUCGGAAAACAGGCUGCCUGCGCAGGAGCCGGGACCCAGUGCGCCAGCUCAGCAGGCAGAAGGGGGCGCGGCGGCCGUUCCAGAAAAUAAGCCGCAAAAGGAGGUCAAGAAGAAGAGGCACGUGAGAAAGACGCGCGUGGUGCGCAAGACGAUAUACCCGGACACGUUUCUGCAGUACUACAUCGCAGCCAACACGCACGGGUACAUGGAGUGCGAGGACAUGAUUCCCAGUCUGCCGAUCCUGCCGAUCUUGCCUGAGCCCCAGGACGUCGUCGAGAGCUACACUGAGACCGAGAGCGACACUGACACGGCCGACGAGGGCGAAGUGCUCGACGAGUCGGGCCGUCCGAUCACCGACCCGAGGUCGCCGAGGCCCACAAGAAUCCGUUCACGUCGCAGCAGACGCCCCGAGCCUCCGAAACAGGAGGAAUCCGCGUGCACAAUAUAUUCUAAAAACGGUUCUUUCCACAACCUAUAUGAGUUGAAGCGAAUCUAUGCAGAUGAAUACAAUUAUUACAGAUGGCGUAUACUGCUAGAAUAG
Molecule: messenger RNA, 3141 nt
Organism: Theileria orientalis strain Shintoku
Lineage: Eukaryota; Apicomplexa; Aconoidasida; Piroplasmida; Theileriidae
Exons: 4
Coding region: 1-3141 (1046 amino acids)
Source: RefSeq, a predicted model, not a curated record